Messenger RNA from Trypanosoma theileri, 1917 nucleotides. RefSeq names its product surface protease GP63. The transcript has a single exon. The coding region runs from base 1 to 1917 and encodes 638 amino acids. NCBI's taxonomy places the organism in Eukaryota, Euglenozoa, Kinetoplastea, Trypanosomatida, Trypanosomatidae. Gene Ontology annotation, biological process: proteolysis; cell adhesion. Gene Ontology annotation, molecular function: metalloendopeptidase activity. The record is from RefSeq and is a predicted model, not a curated record. Gene Ontology annotation, cellular component: membrane; cytoplasm.
AUGAGACAUCCACUCCUCCAAGUGGUGCUAUUACUGUUUAUCUGCGGUGCUGUGGCCGGACCUGCAUACGCCUGUAAUUACGAUGAAAUCAAAAAGAAGAACGGUUCUCCUGUCGCUGUGGUGAGAGAAUUACCGAAGAGUGGACAGGGCGCUUGGCAGGCGUACACCGUGGUGGCAUCUAAUAAUGACAAUGAGAUUAAGAAUAAGGGUUGGGAACCACUGCGCAUCAAUGUAUCCUAUGAAAAUCUGAAAGAGGAUAAGUACUGUGUAAAUAAGGAUGAAAAGCGCAGGGAUUUUUUGGAUGGGGAGGAGCAAAAUUGUGUUUCUAUUGAUCUUAUGAACGAAGAAAAGAAGAAGAGACUCACUGAUGAAAUUGUGCCCGAGGCUAUCAAAUUACACACUGAUCGUCUCCUAGUUCAGCGGAUAAAAACACCUUGGAAAGUACCAAAUUUGAGGGAUCAUGCUGUUUGUUCUCACUUCACAAGCCCAGACGACCACACAUCUCAGGAUGUGCAAGAUGCUGAUUAUCUGUUGUAUGUGGCUGCUGGUCCGAAUAAAAAACUUUGGUCUUCGCCCUGGGCUGUAACAUGUGCUAUUGAUGAACAAACUAAACGUCCAAUGGUUGGUGCCAUGAAUAUUCAUCCUGUGUACACUGAUUUUACACGAGCUAAUGUUCGCUUUAUUGCACAUCAACUCGCACAUGCUCUUGGUUUUGACUAUAAAAAUAUGAUGAAGGAGGAACUCAAGGAUAAAGAAGAGAAUAUACGUGGGGUGGUCAAAUCUGCAAAAGUACUGGAAAAGGCAAAGGAACAUUAUAACUGUGACAGCCUAACAGAAGUUAAGUUGGAACAUACAACUAAAGGGAAUACAACAUCUCACUGGAAUCGACGCAACACAAAGGAUGAGUUGAUGAGUAUGUAUACUUUCAAUGGACCGAUUGAGGGUAUUGGAUACUACACUGCACUGACAAUUGCAUCAUUUGAAGAUUUGGGAUUUUACAAGGGAAAUUUCAACAUGUCUGAACCAAUGAGUUGGGGAUACCAUGCUGGUUGUGACUUUCUCGAGGCUACUUGUAAGGAGAAGGACAAGCGCAUAGAUGCUGCUAAAUUCUGCACUACGUUCCCAACAGAUUCGUGUACGUCUGAUCGUUUGGGUUUGGGUAUUUGCUUUCAAUCCCCCGAGACAACAUCCAAUUGCCCCAUUUUUGCGGCCAAUGAGAUGUUUUUCUGUGCCACAGAGGGAACCUCUUAUGGUUGGUCAGGGCUAUUUGGAAAAGAUUCAUGGUGUUUGGAUGUUGAUUAUCUGAAACCUCAACAAGAUGGGGAAAAUAAUAUGAAACAAGGUAUGUGCGCGGCAGUGGACUGCAGUGAUGAUGGUGUUGUUAAGGUGCAACUUAAAGAGGAUGGUGAAUGGUUCAGUUGCCCGAGGGAAGAUGGAGUUAUCACACCAAAUGGAACAGAGUAUCCCACGUACGUGAAUAGAAGCAUAAAGUGUCCUAAAUACUCUGAAGUGUGUACUGUGAGCUAUAAUGGAAGCAGUCUUGUCAAGCCAAAAGAAGAGAAACUGACCACACCAACAACCGAAGAGAAUACUGUAAGCGGCACAACUGACACCACUGCUUCAGCUCUCCCUUCGUCCACUGCGGUUUCAGAUAUCCAGAGUCGGCCAACUAAUACACAAGAUAAUAACCACAGAACCACAACCACACCAACUACUGCAGUACCGAAUAAUGCUCAUACCACAGGGAGCAGUAUUACUGACUCUACAACACCCCAGGGAUCCAUUAACCAGAAAAAUAACACCAUGAACAUUGAAAUUGUCUCCAGAGUCGGUAAUGAUCACAGUGAGGUUACAAAGGUUUACACACCGCUUGUACUACUUGUUCUCGUUGUUUCGACUCUGCUGAUAUCUUUUUGA